Messenger RNA from Oryza brachyantha (malo sina), 1839 nucleotides. RefSeq lists its product as uncharacterized. The transcript is spliced from 2 exons. The record is from RefSeq and is a predicted model, not a curated record. The coding region runs from base 89 to 865 and encodes 258 amino acids. Lineage: Eukaryota; Viridiplantae; Streptophyta; Magnoliopsida; Poales; Poaceae.
UAACUCUCUCUCCCUCCCCAACGCCCAACCUCCAUUCCUCUCCCUGUCUCUCCAACUGCAAUAUGCAAGAGCAACACUGCCAUUCCAAAUGCCCACUCACUCACAGCAGCAAUCGGCCAUGGCGGAGGGCGAGCCCAACAAACCCAAAGCCAAAGAUGUCGGCGUCGUCUUCGACGCCGCCGCCAAGGUGAAGGCCGAGUCCAAAGCCAGGGCCAUCGAGGGCGGCGAUGCUGGCGACGCCGAGAGCGCGAGCCCGGCCGGGCACGGCGGCCGCCUGCUGCGGCGCGUGUGCUGCGGCCUGGGAGCCGUCGCCGCGGUGGCCGCCGCCGUGAUGCUCGCCCUGUCGGUCACCGUGCUCAGGGUGAGGGACCCCACCCUGUCCAUGGACUCUGUCACGGUGGAUCGCUUCAGCGUGCGGCUCGGCGCGGGGGCGGCCUCCCGGCCGCUGCAUAUCAACGUGACGCUCGUCGCGGCCAUCGUCAUCAGGAACCCCAACUACGAGUCCAUGCGGUUCGGCGCGAGCGCCACGGAGUUCUACGUGGACGGCGUGCCGGAGUGCGUUGGGCUGGGCAGCGCGCCGCCGGGGGAGGUGGCGGCGCGGGGCACGAGCCGGGUGCGGGUCGGCAUGGACGUGUUCGUCGACAGGGUGGGCCCCGCCGUGGUCGGCGAGGUGCUGUUCGGCGGCGGCGAGGUUGGGCUGAGCAGCCACACCGCCGUGGACGGAAGGGUGAGCGUGCUGGGCGGGCUGUACGGGCGGCGCGCGGUGCGCGUGGCGAUGCGGUGCCGCGUCCUGCUGCGCGUCUCCUCCACCGCCGUCGCCGCGGCUGGCUCCCCGUCGUGCGUCGCGGACUUCACCAGCCACUGACGCCAGCGACACCCCUCAUGAAAUGCUUGCUUUCCGCUAAUUCCUCCUCUCUUUCUCUCUUGUGAAAUUAAUUCUGCUGAUCGAUCACACCUUUUUUCUCGGUUCAUCAACUCCGUUUUGUACCACCAUCAUUCUAACUUUGAGCUGAUUAAAAAAAGAGCAAUUUUAUCAUCACUAAGAAAGUAUCAGGAUGUAACAAUAUUUUCAAUGUAAAAUUUAACAUCUCGUAGUAUAUAAGGUAUCAAGAGGUUUGGUACCAAACUUUACAUAGAAAACAGUAGUAACUUCUGUAUCAUUUUAAGGAUAUAAAAAAUGCUCUUUAAAAAAACGUGUGUAAGUAAGUUUCUCUUUCUUGUGAUGCUCAGGUUGAUUGCCCGUGGAUCACGCAAUCUUAUGUUAAUGAGUCUUUACUGGACUUGGACUGGCAAGGUACUAUCACGACGUUUGCACGUUUGGAACAAGUUCAUUUUAGGUCGCUAAAGUAUGGGUUAAGGUUUAGUCAAGUACCUUAACCGCGAAAUUAACAUUGCUUGAGUUUCAUUCAAGUCACUUAACUGCAAAGCCAGCUAUAAAGCCUAAGACUUGUAAUUCCAGUGCAACUCGAUUCCUUCGAUUCUUCUGGGGAGGCCAAUUUCAUGCCUUUUUUCCCCUACAUGUAAACACUACGUCAAGGCCACAAGAGACGAAAAUCAAGCCGAAAAUGUUCUGAAUACUGUAUUAUUGAGACUACGAUUUACAGUGGUUUCAGAAGUUCAGGGACGUUUUAUGUCCAAUUUAAGGAUUGAGGGAUGUGAAUGAAACUCGACCUAUAAACAAGGGACCUAAAGUGGACAUUUUCCUGCACUUUACCUAAGUUUUAGUUAGGAAUAAGUUCAUCGUAGGUCCCUUAACUUACCGUCAAAUAUGUUUGAGGUCGCUUAACCACAAAACCAGAAAUGUGUACCACUAAACUUGUAUAAAUCGUUCAAAAAAGA